Messenger RNA from Bactrocera latifrons, 683 nucleotides. RefSeq lists its product as uncharacterized. The record is from RefSeq and is a predicted model, not a curated record. Lineage: Eukaryota; Metazoa; Arthropoda; Insecta; Diptera; Tephritidae. The transcript has 2 exons. Bases 70 to 399 code for a protein of 109 amino acids.
ACCAGCUUACUAAGCAGACCUACGCAUAGAUUUGAACAGUGUAACAAACGGUAACUCCGGUCAAAAAACAUGAAAUUGUUAACAGUAAUAAGCCUUGCAUUCUGCUUGUUUGCCUCUGUGGCAACGCAGGUCUACCAGUCCUACGUUCCCAACUCGCCUGAUCCAAAUAAUCCGGGUCAUUGCUUCCACAAGGAGCUGCAGCUCGCCAUCAAACUGGACGAGACCAUCACACCGAGCAAUGUAGACUUGUGCGCCGAAUUGACCUGCGAGGAGGGAGGACUAAUACGUCUCGGUCACUGUUCACGCGUGUUUCCUAUUUGCAAAGACUUCCUGUAUCACCCCCUAGAUUUUGCUAAACCCUUUCCGGACUGUUGUGAGCGUUACACGUGCAAUAAAUAGUCGUUGAUACCAUUUUGGUACAGUCUAUCAUUUAGUGAGUUUUAAAAAGAUGAUUUGUUUCAAUUCUAGGCCCCCUUCGGAAGCGGAAGUGUAGCCUAUCAUCUUGCUAUGUUUAGCAUAUUUUUUUCGCUAUUAUAACUACUGCUUAUACGAUAUUUCUACUCACAAAAUAGCAGUUAAUUGAUGCCAAAGCUGUGCAUUCCACCAGCUGUGAAAUAUUGGCUACUUGCGACUAAGUAGGCAAUUGAGAAAUAAAGUCUUCUCUCGAAGAACCAAAAACCAAA